Messenger RNA from Pestalotiopsis fici W106-1, 1407 nucleotides. RefSeq lists its product as uncharacterized. NCBI's taxonomy places the organism in Eukaryota, Fungi, Ascomycota, Sordariomycetes, Amphisphaeriales, Sporocadaceae. Gene Ontology annotation, biological process: transmembrane transport; monoatomic cation transport. Gene Ontology annotation, cellular component: membrane. The transcript has a single exon. Gene Ontology annotation, molecular function: monoatomic cation transmembrane transporter activity. The record is from RefSeq and is a predicted model, not a curated record. The coding region runs from base 1 to 1407 and encodes 468 amino acids.
AUGGAGCCAGAUCUCUCGGCUAGCAUUACGAUGCAUCCGCGUCCGUUCCAACUUCACCACGAUUCUCAGUCCCACCACUCGAGAUCCUCGACUCCCAGGCUCGUGCCGCACUCCCCGUCGCCUCACCACGGCAAUGGUACCAGUACGGGCGUAGAGGCAGAGGUGGAAGAUGCAGAGCAGCCUCUCGCGCGACACCCCGCAAGCGUGGCUGCAGGUGGCCCAGAUGUGGAGAUGCAAAGCAUCCGUCGCUACUCGGACAGCGAUCCGUACAACCUCCAGUCGGCCAUCAAGACUGAUGCGCAAUUGGACGAGAUCAAGGCCAACACUUCGCGCAAGCGGACAAACGGGCCUGGAGGGUCCAAGUCGGGCCUCCGUGGCUGCAUGCCUGGCCAGGACAAGAUGAAGGCGCGCAAGGUGGAGGGGUUUUACAAGGCACAAAAUGAAAUGAUUCACAACAUGCUCAAGUCGGUGGAGGAGCACCGGGCAGAGGCGCAGCAGACACAGGGCGAUGACCAUCUCCGCCACCAAAUCGCCGUCUACGGCAGCUUCGUAGCCAACAUCAUCCUUUCUAUCCUGCAAAUGUACGGUGCCAUCUCGUCGGGGUCGCUCUCGCUCUUCACUACCAUGGCGGACUCGAUCUUCGACCCCUUGAGCAAUGCGCUGUUGAUCUUGUCGCACCGCGCCGUCAAGCGCGUGGACCCUAACCGCUUCCCCAGCGGCAAGGCCCGCCUCGAGACGGCUGGCAACAUCUUCUUCUGCUUCAUGAUGACGGCCGUGUCGCUGAUCCUCAUUGCCUUUUCAGCCCAAGAGCUCGCCCAGAAGGACCACCACGAACUUAACGCGUUCCACCUGCCUUCCAUCCUAGCCGUGGCGAUUGCCUUUCUCACCAAGCUAGCCCUCUUCUUCUACUGCUGGGGCAUCAAGGACAAGUACAGUCAGGUGGACAUUCUGUGGCAGGAUCACCGCAACGACUUGCUCAUCAAUGGCUUUGGUAUUCUGACAUCGGUGGGUGGUUCCAAACUGGCAUGGUGGAUCGAUCCCAUGGGCGCCAUCAUCUUGUCGGUGCUCAUCUCGGGCAUCUGGCUGCGAACAGCGUUCCAGGAGUUCAUGUUGCUGGUGGGUGUCGUGGCCUCGGUCGAGAUGCAGCGCCUCAUCACCUACGUCUGCGUUACGCACAGCGAGCUCGUCAGGGGUAUCGACACAGUCCGCGUCUACCACUCGGGCCCGCGCCUCAUUGCCGAAGUUGACAUUGUCAUGGACCCCGACGCCACUCUCCGCGACACUCACGAUGUGGCUGAGGAGCUUCAGUUCAAGCUCGAGAAUCUCCCUGAUAUUGAGCGCGCCUACGUCCACGUGGACUAUGAGACGACGCACAAGCCCGAACACUUUUUGAAGAAGGAUCUCUAG